Phymastichus coffea is the source of this 4739-nucleotide messenger RNA. It is a transcript of the gene GABA-B-R1, whose product is annotated as gamma-aminobutyric acid type B receptor subunit 1. Lineage: Eukaryota; Metazoa; Arthropoda; Insecta; Hymenoptera; Eulophidae. Gene Ontology annotation, molecular function: G protein-coupled GABA receptor activity. Gene Ontology annotation, cellular component: membrane; G protein-coupled receptor heterodimeric complex. The transcript is spliced from 10 exons. The record is from RefSeq and is a predicted model, not a curated record. The coding region runs from base 79 to 2685 and encodes 868 amino acids. Gene Ontology annotation, biological process: G protein-coupled receptor signaling pathway; gamma-aminobutyric acid signaling pathway.
ACGAGAGGGCAGAGAGAGGCUCGACGCGAGCGGGAGGCUCGUCGAGGUGCUGCUGGCCAGCCCGUGAAGCGGCAAAGCAUGCUGCGGGCCAGCCUCGGCUUGCUGGUCCUCUGCGCGCUCGGGGAGCGCGCCUCGUCGGCGGCGGCGGCGGCGGCGGCUCGCGAGGACAAUGUGCUGCACAUCGGCGGCAUCUUCCCCAUCGCUGGCGAGGGCGGCUGGCAGGGCGGACAGGCGUGCAUGCCGGCCGCCAAGCUCGCCUUGGAGGACGUCAACAAGCGGAACAAUCUACUGCCAGGCUUCACGCUCAAGCUGCACUCGAACGACAGCGAGUGCGAGCCGGGACUCGGAGCGUCGGUCAUGUACAACCUGCUGUACAACCCGCCGCAGAAGCUGAUGCUGCUGGCUGGCUGCAGCACCGUGUGCACCACCGUGGCCGAGGCCGCCAAGAUGUGGAACCUCGUGGUGCUGUGCUACGGUGCCUCGUCGCCGGCGCUGUCGGACCGGAACCGCUUCCCGACCCUCUUCAGGACCCACCCGUCCGCGACGGUGCACAACCCGACCAGAAUCAAGCUGCUGCAGAAGUUCGGCUGGUCCCGCAUCGCCAUUUUGCAGCAGACCGAGGAAGUGUUCAUCUCCACCGUCGAGGACUUGGAGGCGCGCUGCAAGGAGGCCAACAUCGAGAUAGUGACCCGGCAGAGCUUCCUGUCCGACCCGUCGGACGCGGUGCGCAACCUGCGCCGCCAGGACGCGCGGAUCAUCGUCGGCCUGUUCUACGUGGUGGCGGCGCGUCGCGUGCUCUGCGACAUCUACCAGAACGGGCUCUACGGCAAGUCGUACGUGUGGUUCUUCAUCGGCUGGUACGAGGACAACUGGUGGGAGAUGAACCUGGACAAGGAGGGCAUCGGCUGCACCAAGGAGCAGAUGCGGCAGGCGGCCGAGGGCCACUUGACCACCGAGGCGCUCAUGUGGAACCAGAACAACGACACGACCAUCAGCGGCAUGACCUCCGAGGACUUCCGGCAGCGGCUGAACGGGGUGCUGAAGAAGGAGGGCUACGACAUCGACAACAACCGCUACCCCGAGGGCUACCAGGAGGCCCCGCUCGCCUACGACGCCGUCUGGUCGGUGGCCCUGGCCUUCAACAAGACCAUGGACAAGCUAAGCAAGCAGGGCAAGAGCCUCAAGAACUUCACCUACAACGACAAGGACAUGGCCGAGGAGAUCUACUCCGCGAUGAACUCGACGCAGUUCGUGGGCAUCUCGGGCUACGUGGCCUUCAGCUCGCAAGGCGACCGCAUCGCCCUGACCCAGAUCGAGCAAGUGGUCGACGGCAAGUACGUGAAGCUGGGCUACUACGACACGCAGAACACCAACCUGACGUGGCGCAACAUGGAGCGCUGGAUCGGCGGCAAAGUGCCGCAGGACCGCACCAUCAUCCGCAACCUACUGAGGACCGUGUCGCUGCCACUUUUCGCCACCAUGUGCGGCGUGUCGUCGAUCGGCAUCUCCUGCGCGCUGCUGCUCAUCGUCUUCAACGUGUGGAACCGGCAGCGCAGGGUGAUCGUCUCGUCGCACCCCGUGUGCAACACCAUCAUGCUGGUGGGCUGCAUCGCCUGCUUCGUCUCGGUGUUCCUGCUGGGCGUCGACGGCCAGUUCAUCGAGGCCCGCCAAUACCCGCGCAUCUGCCAGGCGCGCGCCUGGGUGCUGUCGGUCGGCUUCACGCUCGCCUUCGGCGCCAUGUUCAGCAAGGUCUGGCGCGUGCACCGCCUCAACACCAAGACCAAGGCCGACCACGCCAAGCUGUUCAUGUCCAAGCAGAAGGUCUCCUCGAUCCAGAAGAAGGUGCAGCCGUGGAAGCUGUACACGAUGGUCAGCAUCCUGCUGGUCAUCGACAUCGUCAUCCUGACGGCCUGGCAGGUGGUCGACCCGCUGCAGCGCACCAUCGAGGUCUUCCCGCUGGAGGCGUCCAUGCAGGGCGACGACGAUGCCCGCAUACGGCCCGAACUCGAGCACUGCGAGAGCGAACACAACAGCGUCUGGCUGGGCAUCAUCUACAGCUACAAGAGCCUGGUGCUGGUGUUCGGCCUAUUCCUGGCCUACGAGACGCGCAGCAUCAAGGUCAAGCAGAUCAACGACUCGCGCUACGUGGGCAUGUCCAUCUACAACGUGGUGGUGCUGUGCCUGAUCACGGCUCCCGUGACCAUGGUCAUCGCCAGCCAGCAGGACGCCACCUUCGUCUUCGUCUCGCUGGCCAUCGUGUUCUGCUGCUUCCUCAGCAUGGCGCUCAUCUUCGUGCCCAAGGUCAUCGAGGUGAUACGCCACCCCAAGGACAAGGCCGAGUCCAAGUACAACCAGGACGUGGGCAUAUCCAAGGAAGACGAGGAGAGGUAUCACAAGCUGCUCAGUGAGAACGAGGAGCUGCAGAAGCUGAUCGCGCAGAAGGAGGAGAGGAUUCGCCAGGUCAAGGCCAAGCUCGCCGAGCGGGACAAGGAGGGCGGUCUCGGCGACGGCGCUGCCGGUGGCCUCCACCCAGCGGGCAGCGCGCCCAAGGAUUCGCUCAUCGUGGCGGACUUCGUCACCGGCGAAGGCACCUCCGACAGCGCCAUCGGUGGGGGUAUAUCCGUGCACACCAGAUCGUCCCGGGCUUCCGGUUCUGACUUUGAAUUUUCAGAGUCGUACUUGUAAAGACCGGGCACACGAGUACAAACUUGCCGGCCCCUUUCUCUCUUCGCCUUCGGCCAGUCGACCGCUCGACUGCUGCUGUCCUCUUUGGACUUUGCGCUAUUAUCGCUUUGUUGCCGCUCGCAUGCAGCACUCGCCGCACCCGCCGUAAUUGCAAUGUGUGUAGACAGUCGGAGUAGCAGUAUUAUUAGCGUUAGACGCGCCAAGCAAAACGAGUCAAGAAUUGUAAUUCAACGCAAACCAUUUUCCAAAUGCAAAUCGUUCCAAGCUAUGUACUUGGAGCUGUGUCGUGGGUCCAACUAUAACAAUGAGAAUCAAACGUCUACUCUGCGAAUUCUCGGAUAUCGGUAUAUCGGGAUAUCGCAUACAAUUAUUACGUAUUUUUCGCACAAGACUUUUUCGUACUUUGUUACGUCGUAUUUUUUCCACGUUCUCCGGCCUACCGUAACACCACGAGCUUUACACCUUCUCGGUAUCUAAAUUUCAUUCUAAAUUUCAUUUAGAAGCCGUGUGACAGCGAAAAAUCUAGCUUGAAAAAUGCAGUGUGCGAGGAGCCUUGGAAUUUGGAAAAAAUAGAUUUUGCCGAAAACAAGAGCCGCCGUAAUUGCAGUUAAAUCUCGUUAGUCAAUGUCUAUUCGUGCAUCUUGUGUGUAAGCCUCAUGAAGUCUGCUCCCAAAUUUUCAUCAUUUCAAUGACUGCUCGUUGAUUGUGGCUGUCGAACCUGACAAACUUACUAACGAGAUUUAAAGGCCGGUCUUGUCAAAACGGAGCCAUUUGGUCAGUAGAAUUUGGGAGUCUUGAUGAGGUACUGAAUCUUGUGCGCGAUCGAAUUGCACCAGUAAGCAAUGAAUAUUAUGUACUGCCGAGUAUAUUGUACAACUUAUGAUAACUGGCUAAAGCGCCAACGACCAAAUAAUUUACGUCGACAGUAGAUGUAAGGAAACUCGCUCAGCCCGAACGUUUGACAAAUGACUCCGUAGGCGCUGACUGGCUAUGCAGUCGCACGCGAACGGACAAGAUUCGCUGAUCUAACAUAGGCGCAUCUCGGCGAUGCUCUCUUUUUGAUUGCAGACGCUGAACACAUGGUCGGCUGACAUUGGGACAGUUGAAAGCGCGUCCACUACGCUUUCUAAAAGUGCAGCGAAGCUUCAACCGGAUGCUCGAAUGCGCCUCGAUUCUUUUUCGUUUUUCGUCGCAGGGGGCGAAGCAGAGAGACGAUUUUUUUAAAUCGAAGCGCAAUCCGUAAUGUAGUUAUGAUAACGACUGGACAAUUCUUUGGACCGCCGCCUAGCUGACUACGGUCCAAAUAAAAUCAAUCGUUGUGAUUGUAAGCGCUGUCACCGAGCAAUAUUGUGCACCGGAGCUUCAAACUACCUUAGAUCCUUGUCAUAUUUUUCAUCGAAAUCUUUAAAAACACUAUAUAUCUUGCUGUGAUGUUUACGUGAGAAAAGAUAAACGGUUUGUACGUUUCAGUAGUCGACAUAAUAUUACUACUAUCGUAUGUGUUUUUAUCGUUUGAUUGUAGAAAAAUCGUAUUAUCGCACGGAACAUGGCAAUUAACGUCCAAAUUAUGACAAUUUGGUGAACUUUAGGAGUAGUUACAAUAUGUAUAAAUAUACAGUUAUUAUAUAUACAUUUAGCAUGAUAUACCACGUGGAAGUGCCAAUUGUUUCGCGAUGGUAUGUAUCAUAAGCUACGAAAGAAAAUUCACUGAUAUUUAUUGACUUAUUGAUAAUUAAAUAAUAAUUAUAAAGGACUUGACAAUUUUAUGUACCAUAUAACGAGUGCUUGAGUAUAAUUAGCUGAUGUGUUCUCUUGGUAACUAUGAUAACAUUUUCUUAUAAUUUUAUAAUCACGUCCUCUAAACAACAGAACAAAAUAACUUGCGUGCGCAAAAAAGUUAAUACAUACUUGCGUGCAACAACCAAAUAAAGUGUAUAUGUAGUGUUUAAUAUACGCACACGUAAAUCGACGAAGAAAGUAUUGAAGAAGAAACAAUAAAAACAAAACAAAUCAAUAUUGAUUACGCACUGUGAACUAUGUAUCGUUAGACCGUG